Messenger RNA from Antrostomus carolinensis (chuck-will's-widow), 1173 nucleotides. RefSeq names its product lamin A/C (gene LMNA). Lineage: Eukaryota; Metazoa; Chordata; Aves; Caprimulgiformes; Caprimulgidae. Gene Ontology annotation, biological process: nuclear envelope organization; nuclear migration; nuclear pore localization. The transcript is spliced from 9 exons. The annotation marks the transcript as partial. Gene Ontology annotation, molecular function: structural constituent of cytoskeleton. Gene Ontology annotation, cellular component: nuclear envelope; nuclear lamina. The record is from RefSeq and is a predicted model, not a curated record.
GACGUGGAGGCUUUGCUGAACUCCAAGGAGGCUGCGCUCUCCACCGCCCUGGGCGAGAAGAGGAAUCUGGAGUCUGAAGUGCGGGACCUGAGGGCGCAGGUGGCCAAGGAAUUCCAGAAAAACAUCUACAGCGAGGAGCUGCGGGAGACCAAGCGCCGUCACGAAACCCGACUGGUGGAGAUCGACAACGGGCGGCAGCGGGAGUUUGAGAGCAAGCUCUCCGAAGCCUUGCAGGAGCUGCGGAGCCAACACGAAGCCCAGAUCAGGCUUUACAAGGAGGAACUGGAGAAGACCUACGGGGCGAAGCUGGAGAAUGCCAAGCAGUCAGCUGAGAGGAACAGCAACAUGGUGGGUGCUGCCCAUGAGGAGCUGCAGCAAACCCGCAUCCGCAUCGACAACCUCUCCUCUGAAGUCAGCCAGCUGCAGAAGCAGUUGGCUGCCAAGGAGGCGAAGCUGCACGAUUUGGAGGAUAUUCUGGCCAGGGAACGCGAGACCAACCGGCGGCUGCUCUCCGACAAGGAGCGGGAGAUGGCCGAGAUGCGAGCACGCAUGCAACAGCAGCUGGAUGAGUACCAGGAGCUACUGGACAUCAAGCUGGCUCUGGACAUGGAGAUCAACGCCUACCGCAAGCUGCUGGAGGGCGAGGAGGAACGGCUGCCCCCCAGCCCUCCCUCCCACAAAGGUGGAUCCCGUAGCCACUUGUCCACUCCGGGCUCCUCCAAGAAGAGGAAGCUGGAGGACAGCGAGGGUCGGACCAGCUUCUCCCACCACGCCCGGACAAGCGGCCGUGUCGGCGUGGAGGAGGUAGACUUGGAGGGCAGAUUUGUCCGUCUCAGGAACAAGUCCAACGAGGACCAGGCCAUUGGGAACUGGCAGAUCAAGCGGCAGAAUGGAGAUGAUCCCCCCAUCACCUACCGCUUCCCCCCAAAGUUCACCCUGAAGGCUGGCCAGGUGGUCACGAUCUGGGCCUCAGGGGCUGGGGCGACCCACAGCCCCCCCAGCAACGUAGUGUGGAAAGCCCAGAGCAGCUGGGGCUCCGGGGACAGCCUGCGCACUGCCCUGAUCAACUCCAACGGGGAGGAGGUGGCCAUGCGGAAACUGGUGCGCACCGUGAUCAUCAAUGAUGAAGAUGAGGAUGAGGAUGAGGAUGACAUCCACCACCGCCAUCACCAC